Hipposideros armiger (great roundleaf bat) is the source of this 2254-nucleotide messenger RNA. RefSeq names its product rho GTPase-activating protein 22-like. The coding region runs from base 138 to 1910 and encodes 590 amino acids. Gene Ontology annotation, molecular function: GTPase activator activity. Gene Ontology annotation, biological process: signal transduction; activation of GTPase activity. The transcript is spliced from 8 exons. The record is from RefSeq and is a predicted model, not a curated record. Lineage: Eukaryota; Metazoa; Chordata; Mammalia; Chiroptera; Hipposideridae. Gene Ontology annotation, cellular component: focal adhesion.
UCAUUUCUCUACAAGGGACGCAAGUGACCGAGCUUCUUCCUGGCCCUGAGGAUGUGGGGAAACACCUCUUUGAGAUCAGCUCAGGUGGUGCCGGGGAGCGGGAGAAGGUGCCGGCCAACCCCGAGGCGCUCCUGCUCAUGGCCAGCUCCCAGCGUGAUGUGGAGGACUGGGUGCAGGCCAUCCGCCGGGUCAUCUGGGCCCCAUUUGGUGGAGGUACUGCCCGUAGCCCGCAUGCUCACCCUGUAGAACCUUUGCCUCCAGGGAUCUUUGGGCAGCGCCUGGAAGACACAGUCUACCAUGAGCGGAAGUAUGGCCCCCGCCUGGCCCCCCUGCUGGUGGAGCAGUGUGUGGAUUUCAUCCGGGAGCGCGGGCUCACCGAGGAGGGACUCUUCCGCAUGCCAGGCCAGGCCAACCUGGUGAGGGACCUGCAGGACUCCUUUGACUGUGGGGAAAAGCCACUGUUUGACAGCACCACAGAUGUGCACACUGUGGCCUCCUUGCUGAAGCUCUACCUGCGGGAGCUCCCCGAGCCUGUGGUCCCCUUCGCCAGGUAUGAAGACUUCCUCAGCUGCGCCCAGCUGCUCACCAAGGACGAGGGGGAGGGGACUCUGGAGUUGGCUAAACAAGUGAGCAGCCUUCCCCUGGCUAAUUACAACCUGCUCAGAUAUAUCUGCAAGUUUCUGGAUGAAGUUCAGUCCCACUCAAAUGUCAACAAGAUGAGCGUCCAGAACCUGGCAACUGUUUUUGGACCUAAUAUACUUCGGCCACAGAUAGAAGACCCAGUGACGAUCAUGGAAGGAACUUCCCUUGUCCAGCACCUGAUGACUGUCCUGAUCCGCAAACACAGCCAGCUCUUCACUGCGAGGGCCAUGGAAGGACCAGCCUCCCCGCACAGGGUCACACCUUGCACAGUGGGAUGGGGCUCCGAGGCAGAUCCCAGCAGUCCCGGCGCCCCCAGCCUGCCCUCCCACAGGACCUCAUCCCUGGAUGGGGCCACUGUGGCAGCAUUCUCUAGAAACUUGCCCCUCGGCCCGGAGAGCCGAUGCAGCCCUGCCAGCGCCAGCCCUGGGAAGAGGAUGCAGACUCUGCCCAACUGGAAGUCUUCCUUCCGGCAGUCGGGAUCCCAGUCAGGGAGCCUGAAGGCGGGCAGCUCGUCCCUGGAGGUGCCCAUCAUCUCCUCCGGCGGGAACUGGCUCAUGAACGGGCUGUCCUCCCUGCGUGGCCACCACCGGGCCUCAUCAGGAGACCGGCUCAAGGACUCGGGGUCCUCACAGAGACUCUCCACCUACGACAACGUGCCCCCAUCCAGCCUCCUCCCCAGCACUCCCAGUGUGGCCAGCAUGGCGUGGUCUGGGGCCUCCUCCUGCGAGGCCUCCGCCGGGGGCUCCCUCAGCAGCUGCACAGCCUGCCGGGCCAGCAACUCCUCUGUUUGCAGCUCCCUGCACAUGGAGGAGGGCCUGGAGCCCUCUCCCUUCCCCAGCAGCAGCGAGGACCACAGAUUCCCAGACCUGAGCCGCAGCCUGGAUGAAGUGGGCACCUGCUUCAGUAGCAACGAGCCCAGCGACCCAGGCGGCCUGGCCCAGGACCAUGCCCGCCACUCUGAGGCUCUCCAGGGCCUGGUCACGGAGCUCAGGGCAGAGUUGUGCCGUCAGAGGACUGAGUACGAGACAAGUGUGAAAAGACUCGAAGAAGGUUCUGCUGACCUGAGGAAACGAAUGUCAUGGUUAGAAGAAGAACUGGACCAGGAAAAGAAAAAGUACACAAUGCUGGAAAUAAAGCUGAGGAACUCGGAGCGGGCACGGGAAGACGCAGAGAAGAGGAACCAGCUGCUGCAGAAGGAAAUGGAGGAGUUUUUUUCCACCCUGGGAAGCCUGACUGUUGGGGCAAAAGGUGCUGGAGCCCCACAGUAAAGGAACUCACUUUGCUGUGCUGCUCACCCUCCUCCCCCCAGCAGAGAGGGCCUCGGGCCUCCAGAGGAGCCAGAAGUCACUCAGCUUGGAACUGGGCCUCGGUACCAGGUGCUCCAGAGCCAGCUGGAGAGAGGAGUCCUGACACCCGGGGCGGGGGUACCGCUGGGAGCCUGAUCUCCCCAAAACGAUCUGGAUGCUGCUGUGACUGUGCAGGGCCUAGCGAGUAUCAGAGGGGACAGUCCCUUGGCCACCAAAACACAUGGCACCUGGGAUCCGAGUAGCCCACUGGGGACAUUUUGCAUUCUUUAUUAAAUUUGCUCUGAAAGCAUGAUGCCUGACUCCUU